UCAUGACACGUGUAAAAGCGUCGCCAUGUGGAUCCCUCUUUGGCCCCCGACCGAAAAACUACCCCCUGGGUUGAUCAAAACCGCCCACUCCACCCCCCUCUUUAUACCCCCUAACUUCACGCUUUGUUAGGAGUAAUAUAUAGAGAGAUAUUUUUGUUGAUUUUUCCAAAUCUACAUUGUUAUCGGAAUGGAAGAAACUCACAGGAAAGUGAUACCGGCGGCGGAGAGUUGCGCGUCGUCGGAGAGUUGCGGUAAUGAGUUGACCCGGUUGAGUUCUGGUUCGUCGUCUUUAAGUGUUGCGAAUUCCAAAGGUAUUAUGCUGCUGCAGAGUGGAAAUUCUACAACGGACAAGUACACAGGAUGGACAAAUGAGAAGCACAAUACAUUUCUGGACCAUCUUGAAGCAUCAUUUGUAAAGCAGUUACACAGAUCCAUGGCCUUGCGUGCUGGAUCUGUGGAAAUGAACCAGAGCUGCAGAAAUUUGUCAGAAGAGUUAUCUUCACAUGUCAACAAAGCUUCAGAGCAGUUAACUUUUCCGCAUCAUGGCUGUUGGAAGAAGAUCAAGACUGUGAGGAAGCCACCUGUUGUGUAUAUUGCAGCUGAUUCUCAUGAUUGCCAAUUUUGUUUUGAACUCCAUCGCAAGGGGAAACGAACAAGAGAUGAGAAACCAACGGAUGGGCUCAAAACAAAAUCACAUUUAAUUUCUGAACUUGGAGAACUUCAGAAUACAGUUUGUACACUUACUGAAGGUUCAGGUCAGAAUUUCAUAGGUGAAGAUUUUGAUGAGAACUCGAGGUGCAAAAAGAUGAAGACAGUUUCGGUGGACACUACAGACCAAGAGCAAAUUGUUCCAACAAGGAAUAUGGGAGUCCAAGAGUUGCUAGUUCCAUGUUCCGGAGAGAUAACUAAGUAACUUGGAAGCUCCACAGCAAACAAUGACGGAGCUAGUUCUAUGUUCCAGAGUAAUGACAAAAGUCAAACUCGAAAUUCGUCAAGAAGACUAUGGCCAAUGUACGACUUGUGGAAGGCAGCUGAGGGGUGGUGAAAUAUUGGAGAUGGUAUAGUAGGAAAAGUCUUGCGUGCAUUUGCAUAGGGUCGUGAUAUCGCAAUAAAGUUGUAAAUGACGUGUAGAUAAUUAUCUAUACAAGACCAAGUGUUCUGCAAGAGAAAGAAAAUAUGUUGGGGGGGUGGAACUAGAAAAUUAGUAUCAAUUUUGAGAUCUGCCUUUAGAGCAAAUGUCUAUAUAAACUUUAGCUGGAGGACUUCAAUAGCUAAAUUCUUUUGUUUGUUUGUUCUUUCCUCUCUUCCCUUUGAAGAUGCAUGCAUAUGUACUGCUGUACGUGUAAUUAGAGGAACUCUCUCGAUCCUUUACUGUGUCUUCAACGUCUUUUUUCA
This is a messenger RNA of Capsicum annuum, 1395 nucleotides long. Its product is annotated as cold-regulated protein 28. The record is from RefSeq and is a predicted model, not a curated record. NCBI's taxonomy places the organism in Eukaryota, Viridiplantae, Streptophyta, Magnoliopsida, Solanales, Solanaceae. The transcript is spliced from 5 exons. The coding region runs from base 188 to 913 and encodes 241 amino acids. Gene Ontology annotation, biological process: regulation of circadian rhythm; response to cold.